AUGUCCUUCUCAACACUUGUCCAAGACAUCGCAUACAGAGACUCCCAUCCCGAUGACCGCAGCUCAAUCUUGUCGAGAGGAGGCAGGACUCGAUCCCAUGCCAGCACGGCCGCGACCAGCGUAAGCAUUUCCGGCGACAUCUCGAGCCAGUUACAUGCUGGCUACAGCCAUCCACUGAACCGCAUCUGGCAAGCUGAGAGGCAAUUAACCAAGUCUAUGCUUAUUUACCCCCUCUUCAUAACCGAUGUUCCUGAUGAAGAAACUCCUAUCCCAUCCCUACCAAAUCAAUACCGUCGUGGAAUUAACCGUCUCGUUCCCUUUCUCACCCCCCUGGUAAAGAAGGGCCUUCGUUCAGUUAUCCUUUUUGGGGUCCCACUUGCCCCUAACGCCAAGGAUGCUCUCGGUACAGCAGCGGAUGACCCGGCAGGCCCAGUUAUUCAAACCAUUCGCCUCCUUCGCGCACAAUUUCCUCAGCUCUACAUCGUAACUGAUGUCUGUCUGUGUGAAUACACUUCUCAUGGCCAUUGCGGGAUUCUGCGAGAGGACGGCACGUUGAACAAUGCUCUAUCCAUUGAUCGAAUUUCCGACGUGGCCCUAGCAUAUGCAGAAGCUGGAGCGCAUUGCGUUGCUCCUUCCGACAUGAAUGAUGGUCGGGUCCGUGCCAUCAAACUCAAACUAAUCGAAGCUGGCAUUGCGCAUCGCGUGCUCCUCAUGUCCUACAGUGCUAAAUUUAGUGGAUGUCUAUAUGGACCGUUCCGCGAUGCGGCAGGAUCAGCUCCUACUUCUGGCGACCGUAAAUGUUACCAACUACCACCUGGUGGCCGGGGUCUCGCCCGUCGUGCAAUUCAGAGAGAUAUAGCCGAGGGUGCAGAUAUUAUCAUGGUGAAACCGGCAGGUAGUUACCUCGACAUCAUUAGUGACGCCAAGGAACUAGGUAGGGACAUGCCCGUUGCGGCAUAUCAGGUCAGCGGUGAAUAUGCGAUGAUUCAUGCGGGUGCUAAAGCCGGUGUGUUUGAUCUGAAAUCAAUGGCAACAGAAAGUACAGAGGGCAUUCUGCGCGCCGGUGCCGGCAUCGUGGUGAGCUACUUCACACCAGAAUUUUUGGACUGGCUCAGUUCCUGAACAAUGCUAUGAGAUACCAAGGAGAUGGAGCUUAGGGGAGUAUUAAUUUUACUGCCCUAGAGCUUGAACAUCCCUAAUGCUUUUCUGGUUUGCCAGAAACCCCCAGUACAUCGUGGAGGCUGUCAUUAUCCGCUUCGAAUAGGAGUGACCGCAAUCUUAGUCCUACUUUGCCAUUUGAUCUGCACAACACUCAGCUACAUGGUCAAAAAUGUACCCGGGAUCUUGACUUGUGUAACUUAAGAAU
Coccidioides posadasii C735 delta SOWgp is the source of this 1366-nucleotide messenger RNA. RefSeq names its product Aminolevulinate dehydratase (gene HEM2). NCBI's taxonomy places the organism in Eukaryota, Fungi, Ascomycota, Eurotiomycetes, Onygenales, Onygenaceae. Gene Ontology annotation, biological process: heme biosynthetic process. Gene Ontology annotation, cellular component: cytosol. Gene Ontology annotation, molecular function: zinc ion binding; porphobilinogen synthase activity. The record is from RefSeq and is a predicted model, not a curated record.